CGCAGAGGGAGCAGUAUGUCCACGGAAAUCCCUGAGGCAGCCUCCGCGGAGGAGUAGAAGGAAACGGAAGACAAAGUGACUAGUCCAGAGAAAGCUGAAGAAGCAAAAUUAAAAGCAAGGUAUCCUCAUCUGGGACAAAAGCCUGGAGGUUCAAAAUUUUUAAGGAAACGAUUGCAGAAAGGGCAAAAAUAUUUUGAUUCUGGGGAUUACAACAUGGCUAAAGCAAAAAUGAAGAACAAGCAACUUCCUACUGCAGCUCCGGAUAAGACAGAGGUCACUGGUGACCACAUUCCCACUCCACAGGACCUUCCUCAACGGAAACCAUCUCUUGUUGCUAGCAAGCUGGCUGGCUGAUUAAAAGAGCUGAACUGCAUGAAUCUUCUAAUUCCCAUUAUUUCUCCUUAAUAUGUUACUUCUCCACUUUUUAUUUCCUUUCACUCACUAAGUCAUUUGAGAGUUAUGGCUUUGCAGGUAGUGGUAGUGUGUGUGUAAGGGAAUGUACAUGUGUAGAGCUUUGAUUAGUUUAACAGUGCACUAAUGAAAAGAACAUGUUAGAGCAAUGUAAAGUAAUCUACUUGAAAAUAAUUGUAUAUAUUACC
Messenger RNA from Kogia breviceps (pygmy sperm whale), 599 nucleotides. The record is from RefSeq and is a predicted model, not a curated record. Lineage: Eukaryota; Metazoa; Chordata; Mammalia; Artiodactyla; Physeteridae.